CGUGAAGGACUGUGGAAAAAUAUGUUCGAUUUACGUAAAGUUCAAAGACAAAGAGUCUUGGGGCAUAGUGAUUCUACUACACUUGAGGUGGAAAAUCCUGCCCAAACGAGGUUUGCUUUCAGUAUAAAUACGGAUGGACAUAUGGUUUCCGUGCUUUUCGAAAAAAAAAUCAAAACAGACUGGGUUCCAACGGACAAAGAAAGUGUCAAUUUCCAAAAAAACGAAACAUGA
Messenger RNA from Mucor mucedo, 231 nucleotides. RefSeq lists its product as uncharacterized. The record is from RefSeq and is a predicted model, not a curated record. The transcript has a single exon. The annotation marks the transcript as partial. NCBI's taxonomy places the organism in Eukaryota, Fungi, Mucoromycota, Mucoromycetes, Mucorales, Mucoraceae.